This is a messenger RNA of Musca vetustissima, 539 nucleotides long. RefSeq names its product pheromone-binding protein-related protein 6-like. The transcript has 4 exons. Lineage: Eukaryota; Metazoa; Arthropoda; Insecta; Diptera; Muscidae. Bases 34 to 477 code for a protein of 147 amino acids. Gene Ontology annotation, molecular function: odorant binding. The record is from RefSeq and is a predicted model, not a curated record. Gene Ontology annotation, biological process: sensory perception of smell.
UUGAACGAACAAGAAGACAUCUAACGAACAGAAAUGGAAAAAAGAUUUUUAAUUGUCCUGCCCGUACUGAUAUUGAUGCCGCUUUUAGCAUUGGCACAAAAACCACGUCGCGAUGAGAAUUAUCCUCCACCAGAAUUUCUGAAAAGAUUUAUCAUUAUCCAUGAUGUUUGCGUUGAAAAAACAGGAGCCACUGAAGCUGCCAUCAAGGAAUUCAGCGAUGGGGAAAUACACGAAGAUCCGGCUUUAAAAUGCUACAUGAAUUGUUUAUUCCACGAAGUAAAUAUUGUCGAUGAUGAUGGCGAGCUGCACUAUGAGAAAUUGAAGCGUGUCCUGCCCGAUGAACUGACACAGUUCGUUCAGCAUAUUAUCGAUGCCUGUGAAUCGCAUGUCCCCCAGGGCAGUAAUCAGUGUGAACGAGCAUGGUCUUGGCAUGUUUGCUUUAAACAAACGGAUCCCGUGCACUAUUUCCUGCCCUAAACGGAUGAACGACCAAUGUAAUAUUUUAUUUAUUCUAUUAAACUGUGUAUUAUUAUUUAUUU